This is a messenger RNA of Amoebophrya sp. A25, 5237 nucleotides long. NCBI's taxonomy places the organism in Eukaryota, Dinophyceae, Syndiniales, Amoebophryaceae. The record is from the annotation of a GenBank genome assembly.
GGGGGGUCCGAGUCAAAGAGGCUUCUACGCAAGCGUGUAUAGCUCAGCGCUUUUCGGCGUCUGGCUUGCCGAAAAUAUGUUCAUCGACUUUCUUCAAAAACCGAUUACCUAUGGCGUUCGCGUGCUCCGACCCGCAAUGUUUGGCAUUUCCCCCGAUGUGUAUCACCACAGCCCUAAGAGGUAUGAGGAAAACGUUAAGCAUUUCAUCGCAUGAUCUCUAUCAAUCAUGCAUAACUUUACAGCCAAGCCUCUCCUGCCGACCCCUUAUCGUCGUGUUUUCAAGCCGUCACCAGAAUCUGUUCCUGUUACGACAAGGCGGCUCAAUUAAAUGACUGCACGCCAAGCGGUACUGGUAGAUGAUUAGUAGAUGGUAUGGACACACUUGCUGGUUUCAGCGUGUUGUUAUCCCAUAAAUGAUGUUGAUUUUUGAAUAAAUUGGUUUUGCCAUUUUUUCAUAUUACUAUUGUUGCUCGUGGUGAGCGAAAUGCGAUGUUUGUGUCUGCGGAUUACAUGGAAGCCUGGAAUGAACUGCACGACAUGCGGGAUCCAGAGGACCCGAAUCACCAGGUGAGCUUCUGGCUCACUGACUUCUUAGCGCGAGCAACGCGCGUGCCGAUCCUCAACGCGCUUGUGAUGGCUGGGCCUAUGGUUGCGAAAGAUCCAGUCGCUUGCCGGAGGAAUCAGCAGUUUCGGAAUGCCCGACAUAACUACGGUCUGCUGUCCGGUGGGCCAGUGAUGCAGCUGCAUUAUGUGAGCGGUGGAAGAGGGAAAUGGAAGGUGUCGAGUACAGAGUUCGCAAAGAAAAAGUCGACGUCACAUCAGCGUAGCAAUAUGGAUAAUAUCGCGGCCUCGUAUUGGCAUUGGGAAGUUCCACCGCGAAAUACAGCAUCGGCGUCGACUCGAAGUAGGCCUGCUCACGUGCUGACAGAACCCUCGGAUGCGCAUGACCUUCUGCCCGCUAGGGAACGCAGAAACUUUUCCGGUUCUAUGUUGAAGAGGAAUUCCGCGCGAGAAUUACGCGAACGCAACUUAGGCUCUCUGCAAGACGAGUCUAGACAGGACGAAUUGACUGCGUCUCACUUCGAGCCCAUUCCAAAGCAGAUACUUGGGGAGCACCCGAAGAAUCACUUUGAUGCGUACGAUGUAGCAUAUGAAAAGGCGCAAGGAGAAGGAACCUACGCACCCCGCAGCGAAAUGUGCGUCGCGCGAUUCAGUUCCAUGAAUCUGCAGGAUUACGCCACGAAAGAGGCUUUUUUGGUUUCCAGGCUUGCAGAGCAUGUAGCUCCAACGAGUGCUCACGAUGGCCGUAGGAACCCUGCGUCGCCAAGACCUGGUGCAACAGGCUCGCAAAAUGAGGUAGAUUUGACCGACAAAAUGUCUACCCUGCGUCUGCGUGGUAGCCACAGGCGAACAGCUUCAAAGGAAUCGAUAGGGGAUACUUUAGAUGCAUCUGCAAGUCCGCGAUGUGCUGUAGUAUCGGUGCCAUCCGGAGCUUUUUCCAUGGGAGACCGCAGGAACAUACGACUUUGCCGCAUCACUGAUGGCGUAGAGCAAGCCUGUGCGUUGGAACGCACUUUCGCAGGAGUCGAGACUGAAGAUAAGGAUCACCACCAAGAAAACAGCCAAAAAAUAUCUGAUCAACUUCAACGUGAUGCUGACGGUCGCAAUCAAGAUACAGAUGGGGAUUCGGACAUCGCGCAGCUUGCGCCAGUACCAGCAUGGACUGCGGAUCUAGACAAGAAUGUCGCGAAAAACCGCAUCCAGUCUAUCGUUUGGGCGGCGAUAGCCGACGUAAACGACGCGUGGCAACUAGAGAUGGCACAGCUGAACAAUAACACAUCUGGUCACAUACACAAGAUUUCGUCACUAAAAGAUCUGGAUGCACGGGCAACUACGGGAAAAGAAGAUAAAAAUCGGACAGAACAACACGACGACGAUAACAAUCCGAUGAGCAAGAAACAACUUAGAAUAGCAAAAGCGAAGAGUAAAGCACUGCUGCGCCCACCAGCACCAAUUUUGGACAGGAACCUACAGUCAUGGACCGCGAAAUUGACAGCGAAACAAGUAGCGACGGCUCUGCAGCGUGACGUCUGCGACCCGAUUCAUUUUGCGAUAAUCGAGCGGGCUGUCACGCAGGUAGAGGCAGUGUUGGAAGAGAGAUGCUGCGUCGUCCGCAGUUUUCGACCUCUGAGUUAUGAUGAGACUUUUCAUCUUACUCGCUUUCUACUAUAGGGUCUAGUCCUAGUACUGUCGGAGAAAUAUACGACAGUGGAGCUUCAUAUGGUCACUGCGUGCGUAAACAUGUUGCCCCAAGGAGUAAAAGUAGUUCUUACGAAUAUCAUUUGCAGGAGCGGCGCGGAGAGCAAAGUGAGUUGUUCUAAUCUUAGCGAAAUGAGGAGCUCUGGGAAAUGGAGAAGCCAGGUCCUCAUGAUUACAUUAGUCCUGCAGAUGCAGGAAAUCCGUUGUUUUGGUGGCCUCGGGGCGCCGUGGAGGUAGUGCUCGUGGCAGAAGUUCCACAAGAGUGUGCCUGUGUACGUCCGGAUCGCGCCGCUUAUGAGGCAGCUGCUCGUGUGGAACAUCACCGUCUAGAAAGUUUAACGCGUGCGCUAGAGCUGGCAAACCAACAUCGGAAGGAAAAAAAAGAACAAGAACACGAUGAAAGUGGAAAGAAGCAUAGUGGAAACACUGCACAGAAGAGAGAUCCGUCAGCGAUCAAAGCGCUGCUCACUUUUUCGACUUCAUCUAGCGCAUCAUCGUCAUCAACUACGACGGCAACCCUCGGUCCACCUACGACGACAACUCCGUUUCACGAAGUACCUCUAGCUCCUGAUGCCCCCACGGAAAUCACAUCGGAUCACAAUGAUGCUGAAGAUGAGAGACAGUCUGAUCUGGCGCGUCUAGACGACUUUGAUGAAAGUGGCCAUGAUAUUCGUGACCAAAACUUGAAACCCUCAAAGUUUCCUGUGGGACGAUAUUGCGAUGCGGACGGCGAACCCACACAGCAGGGAAUGAACUGCAAGAAGUUACCAUGGCCGCCUCGGGUCGACUUCGCGGAAAAGAUUACCAGUGCUGGUCUGAUACCGAUGCACGUGUGGAACCAUAGAAUGAUGUACGUCCACGAGAUCGGGAAAGCUGUUCGCAAUAUGAACAUCGACAUUCAUCGCAUAUUGCGCACAUUGCGAAAGAAGGCGAAGGAGGUUGAGGAAGCUGCUGGGAACCUCUACGAAGAAGAAAAUAUGGACCGCAGGCACAAGAAGAGCAGCGAGGACAACGCUACUUCUAUGUCUUCUUCUAGUAGUUCUAAGAACCUCGGGGAGAGCAAACUCGAGGACGAUAUCGAGAGUCUUGCCAAAGAAACGCAGCAGGACCGCGAGGAUAUGGAGGAGUACUCUGCGGCCGUGGAUCGAUUAGCGGAGGAGGCCCGUGCGUUGCAGAGGACGGGAGAUAGGGUCACGGGCCUCCGUCUGGUUUCGAAUCCACAGACAUGGGCUCAGCCUUUUCCCGGAAUGUUCCAGCGAGACCACAUUCAAUACCAAUUCGCUGUGCUUGCACGUGCAGCGGAUGAAAUCGAGGCUAUUCCGGAAUCGAAGAGCCUGUGGGAAUCUACGCCAAAACGCAUGAGAUUGAAAGAGCGUCUCUGGCGACUACAGCAGACAGCUCAAUCAAUGACCUUUUUUGCGGACAGCGGCAUAGCCGACAAGCAAGAACGUCCCCGCGUGUUUCUGCGCAGAGACGAAUACGACUCAAAGCCGAUUGAAUGGCUGACACCAGAAGUGGACGCUCGUGGAUCUUCGCGCAGUGCGGCUGGCUCCAGGAGUGGUACUCGUAUCAGAGAACAAAAGGAUAAGAAUGUUGCAGAUGAAGACCAUACCCAAGAAAAGCGAGCUUUGCGCCAAGUGGUCUUUUUCGCCGAAUGGAACACCCGUCCAGACACGUUCAAGAAAUGGCGUCUGCGUGAUGGAUACGAGAAGAGUGAGAAACUGAGCCUCGCGACUUUGGUGCGAGACUUUCCACUCCGUUCCACGGGGAACGCCUUUGACGAUCCGAACGACUUGAGCUCGGUAGGAACCAUAAUGUGUUUAUAGCACUACCUUGUAACUAGAGCGAUGUAGAACAAUAACAAGGAAAGCUCAUAUUUUUCUGCUGUCAUUCCCAUUCCCAAUGGGUAUGUUCAAUGAGCUUCAUAUCUUUUCUUUACCAAUACCAAGUACCCACUUUUGAUUUUGCUCGCUCUCAACACAGGUAGCUUUUCCAUUAUUGUGGCAUUUGGGUGCCACGCUAGAAGAAGAACAAGGUCGAGAGAUCGGAAGGAGCUGCUUUCAAAUGGUCGUUGAUUUAGCCGGCGACAUACCCACUCUUCUCCCGAAUUUCGAUGCGUUUCAUAACAUGUUGGCCGCAGAGUACACAAGGCUGAAGGCGCUACAUGAUCACAAGAAAGUUGGCGGCGUGGCAUCCUUUAACAAUUAUGGAUUCGAUGGAGAAGAGCGUGAGUACAGUGGAGGCAAUGAAAAUAAUACAGAGGAGACUAUUCUCACCAAGCGCGGGGCCAGCCAGGUUGGGCUUCAAGGAGAGUGCCCCGCAGCGGAUGCCAGAGACUUCCGUUGUCUCAGAAAUUUUCUGAAUGCGGGACCUGUGGGAGUUUUGUCGUGAUCGGCCGACCAAACGAGUCUGGUAAAAGCCAGGCGGUCUUGGAAGAAACGAUUGAGCGUACGACUUGCACAACUGUUCCUUGUUGUAGUUCUUGUUCUUCUUUAGUAACAUAUUGGAAAUCAUACCAUAAAAAAUGAAGAGUCACAUGAGAGGUAGAUAGCACACGUGAGCAUGUUUGUAGAAGGAGUGCACAUUAAGAGAAACCCCUUAGCAUCAAUGUGGAUGUUUUUGAAUGUGGAGGACAAAGCCGCAGUUUGCUGACUACCUCUGCACACUUGGAAAUUUUAAGUUAUGAGAAUAUAGCUAGUAGAGACCGAGUUGACAAGGGGCCAUGAGUUUGUAUUUUUAGCACGCGGGGGUCAGUACUUGUCGAUACAUAGGUUGUGGGCUGUGAAACAAUGUUGAAAUAUUCUAGUUCUGAAAUGUAAAAUCUUCUUUUCUCUGAUGGUUGAAUCCUUCGUUUUGAUCUUUUUGUGUGCAGGUUUUUGAAAUGUUACUCACUUCGCUGCAAAUGGCAAAACGUACACUUCUCUAUGAUUUGAACAUCAUUCGCCUUACAAUUUUGAGCAAAACCGCAAGUAGGGAAG